Messenger RNA from Cyphellophora europaea CBS 101466, 348 nucleotides. RefSeq lists its product as uncharacterized. The transcript is spliced from 2 exons. Gene Ontology annotation, molecular function: transmembrane transporter activity. NCBI's taxonomy places the organism in Eukaryota, Fungi, Ascomycota, Eurotiomycetes, Chaetothyriales, Cyphellophoraceae. The record is from RefSeq and is a predicted model, not a curated record. The coding region runs from base 1 to 348 and encodes 115 amino acids. Gene Ontology annotation, biological process: transmembrane transport. Gene Ontology annotation, cellular component: membrane.
AUGCUCCGCAUGGCCCGAGGCAUUGAUGAAGGCUUGAUAGCUGCUGCCUUCAACAGCCCGGCCUUUCAGAAGCUGAUACAUUUUGACCAACACUCGCCCGUUGAGUGGGCAGACAUCAAGGGCAAUGUUACAGCCAUGAAAUUGAUUGGACCUGUGUCAGGAUCACUCAUGAAUCUCUACUUACGGAUAUAUCGCAUGGGCCGUCUUUGGGCUAUUUGCGAGCUUUGUCUCGUAUGGACGAUUGGCAUCGCAAUCUUUAUGUCUAGUCAAGGCAACCUGGACCCCAUCUACGCUGGCAGAUUCGUUGCUGGUCUCAGUAAGUCGUCCAGAGGUAGCCUCCAGCUAUAA